Messenger RNA from Sporothrix schenckii 1099-18, 747 nucleotides. Its product is annotated as iron sulfur cluster assembly protein mitochondrial precursor. The record is from RefSeq and is a predicted model, not a curated record. Gene Ontology annotation, molecular function: ferrous iron binding; 2 iron, 2 sulfur cluster binding. Bases 1 to 747 code for a protein of 248 amino acids. Gene Ontology annotation, biological process: iron-sulfur cluster assembly; intracellular iron ion homeostasis. NCBI's taxonomy places the organism in Eukaryota, Fungi, Ascomycota, Sordariomycetes, Ophiostomatales, Ophiostomataceae. Gene Ontology annotation, cellular component: mitochondrial matrix; cytoplasm. The transcript has 2 exons.
AUGUUCACUGCCCGCACUGCUCUGACGCGCUCGCUCGCUGCUGCGUCCUCGGUCGCUGCGUCUGUGUCGACCAAAACUGCUCUGCGCGCCGCCACCCGGCCAUCGCUGACGGCUGCCCCUGCUGCGACCGUUCCGAGCGCGCGCCGCUUCUACCACGAGAAAGAUAAGUGCCUCACUGCUGCGACUUCCCGUGUGCCAAACCGACCUCCACCCAAUCCGGAUCCCUCGGUUGGCUCGGGCCUCGUCGGCGCCCCUGCCUGCGGCGAUGUCAUGAAGCUCGAUAUCCGUGUCGACCCCGUCACCAACAAGAUUAUCGAGGCCAAGUUCAAGACGUUCGGCUGUGGCUCGGCUAUUGCCAGCUCCAGCUACCUGACCACCCUCGUCCACGGCAAGACGCGUAUGCCUCCCAUCCCCUCUUUGAUUCUCUGCUCUGGUCGUUUCUUCCCGCAAAACAUUUGUACUGACCGCAAUACAGUGGACGACGCUGUCGCCAUCAAGAACUCGGAAAUCGCCUCGGAGCUGUGCCUGCCCCCGGUCAAGAGUGAGUUUUUUGCUGGCCCGUCCCCCCAGCCCAAGACAAGAGACACAACUAACAAUCUAGUGCACUGCUCUAUGCUCGCUGAGGAUGCCAUCAAGGCCGCCGUCGCCGACUACCGCAGCAAGCGUCCCGAGACCAGCCUGAGCGGCACCGGCAAGACCCUAUCGCAGGCACAAGCCGCACCGCAGCAGGCCGCUGCCCACGCCUAG